AUGGCAGCUUUGGCAGCAAUUGUGUGUAAUACAUUCGUCCAAGCGUACCAGUUGACGUGCAUUUUUGUCCAGAGUGGCGGAUCCCUUCGUCACAUGCGACACUUCCUCAUUGUCCAGAGAAAAAAUCACAAAAUACACAAUUACCUCCAAUCCAACGGCCUUGAAGCAUCAGUAAAUACAUCCAGGUGCUAUCUGAACACUCACCCAGUAGAGUUUUCCGUGGACAAUGCAACCAUGACGGAUGCCGAUGUUGUCUACCGCUGCCCCAUUAUCCUGGAACCCCGAGAUGGGCUAAGUGUUCGUAUUCUGGGAGAAAUUCUACCUACAUGUGAGAGAUUCUCAAUAAACUUGGUACUAAACACCCCAGAGCGUGAUAUAGCUCUCCAUAUUAAUCCCCGACUACCGCAGAACUACAUCGUACGUAAUAGUCGCGUGGGUGGAGUGUGGGGCAAUGAGGAGAGAACUUCAGCCCUACCAUUCAGCCUACAUCGCGGUUCGAGUUUCAUCAUCCAAAUCCUCUUUACAACCUCCAGCUACUUGAUCUCCGUCAAUGGACGUCAUGUGGCAGCCUUCGCGCAUCGGCUACCCUUCACGAAAGUCAAGUGCGUCGAGGUGAAGGGUGACGUGCACGAUGUUCAGAGUGAUCAAGUCUACGCGGAGACGUACCCGGAAAAGGUGAAGAAUUCGAAUAGAAUUCAAACUAUUCGACAUCUCGAGGAUGAUGAGGAUCCUACGGUGGCCUUAAAUGACAAUAAAAUUCUCGUGCCAUUCUACGGACGCCUUCAGAGUCCCUUCAAGAAUGGGCAUCUGCUCCACAUCCGCGCACGCCUCAAACUCCUGCCACAUUCAUUCUACAUUAAUCUCCAGAUGGGCGAUAAAAUCUGGCCACAUCCCCUCAUUUACUUCCACUUCAAUGCACGAUUUGCCAACACAGGUGGCAGGCACAUAAUCUGCCAGAAUUCAUGGAUGACCGGGGAUUGGGGGCGUGAGGAACGCAGUGAGUGCCCCAUGGAAUUUGUGCCGGGAAAGGUGUUUGAUUUGCGUAUUGCAUCAACUUUAUACACUUACAAUGUGUUCCUGGAUGGAUGUCUCAUUUCGGAAUUUAUUCUACGUGAGGGCGAUGCACAGGAGCCAUCAUUCCAGCCGGACACUGUCUACGUUCAAGGUGAUAUCCAGUUAUUGGGCAUCUACGUACAAAAUACCUACGAAGAGUACCCUAUUGAGGAGUAUUAAAUUCAUCGCUACGGGAGAGCCAAAGAUUAUGGGAAAAAACUCCCGGAGGAUUAGUUGUUUCCGCAGGCCAAUUUGUUAGUCUUUAUGUGCAAUUUCUUCAAUAAUAAUUAUACCUACUUGAAAAUUGUUAAAUUAGGCCCCUAUAUUUGGGCACUUUUACUGCAAAAAUUGCUUUAUCUAUAUGGGAUCUUUCCGGACAUACUUAAAGGGAGGGCACAAAUCAAUGUAAUCCUCAAUUUCCCCACAAACCGUUCAUGGGAAAAGAAAUUGUGAUGUAGCAUUUCAAUAAAUGUUAAUAUUAUUGCUAAA
Molecule: messenger RNA, 1542 nt
Organism: Lutzomyia longipalpis
Lineage: Eukaryota; Metazoa; Arthropoda; Insecta; Diptera; Psychodidae
Product: galectin-4-like
Exons: 3
Coding region: 1-1233 (410 amino acids)
Molecular function (GO): galactoside binding; carbohydrate binding
Source: RefSeq, a predicted model, not a curated record